GGGACCUGUGAGGACUACCUGUCUUUCUGACCCCACUGGUCUGUAGUAUUUCCACAAUGGGGAAGACUGGGCAGAGUACAAUGGACUCCCCAACAGAGGUCAAACAAGCAGUUCCCUUUGAGGAGUUGGAGCCUGUGGUGCCCCCCGCAGACAAAAGAAAGAAAAACGAAGAGCCACCUGAGAGAGGAAGCUGGAAGGGGAAGUUUGAUUUCCUGUUGUCAUGUGUGGGAUACGCCAUUGGUUUAGGAAAUGUCUGGAGGUUCCCUUAUCUGUGUGGCAAGAAUGGAGGAGGGGCCUUCCUGAUCCCAUACUUUAUGACCCUGGUGUUUGCUGGGAUACCUCUCUUCCUUCUGGAGACAUCUCUGGGACAGUUCACCUCAGUGGGAGGGCUGGGAGUGUGGAAACUCAUCCCUAUGAUGAAGGGCGUUGGUCUGGCGGCAGUGGUGCUGUCCUUCUGGCUCAACAUCUACUACAUUAUCAUCAUUGCCUGGGCACUCUACUACUUAUUCAACUCAUUUGAUUUGGAGCUGCCUUGGCAAAACUGUAAUAACCCCUGGAAUACAGAGAAAUGCUUUUCCAACUAUAGCCUGACAGACACCAGCAACUUGACCAGUGCUGUCACUGAGUUCUGGGAACGUAACAUGCACCAGCUGACCAGUGGACUGGAGGAGCCAGGAGAGCUACGUUGGCCCUUAGUGGGUACUCUGGCGCUAUCGUGGGUCCUUGUCUACUUUUCAAUCUGGAAAGGAGUGGAGUGGACGGGGAAGGUGGUGUACUUCUCAGCCACCUAUCCCUACUUCAUGUUGUUCAUCCUGUUCUUUCGUGGGGUCACUCUGCCCGGAGCCGUAGAUGGGAUCCUCUUCUAUGUUACCCCAGAUUUCAAUAAGCUAAUCCGGUCUGAGGUGUGGCUGGAUGCAGCAACUCAAAUCUUUUUUUCUUACGGCCUGGGCCUGGGCUCGCUCAUCGCACUGGGAAGCUACAACACUUACAACAACGAUGUGUACAGGGACUCCAUCAUAGUGUGCUGCAUCAACUCCUGCACCAGCAUGUUUGCUGGUUUUGUCAUCUUUUCCAUUGUGGGCUUCAUGUCCUACAUCACUAAGAAACCUGUACAGGAGUUAGCAGCAUCAGGUCCAGGGCUGGCAUUUUUAGCUUAUCCUCAAGCCGUCACCCAGCUGCCAAUGUCUUCUCUGUGGGCUGUCCUCUUCUUCUCUAUGCUCUUGAUGCUGGGCCUAGACAGUCAAUUUUGUACCGUGGAAGGCUUCAUCACAGCUCUAAUGGAUGAAUACCCCCUGGUGCUGAGGAAGAGGAAGAAGGUGUUCAUCUUUGCUGUCUGCUUCAUCUCCUUCAUCAUUGGCUUGUCCAACAUUACACAGGGUGGGCUGUACGUGUUCAAGCUGUUUGAUUACUACUCCGCCAGUGGCAUGUGUCUCCUCUUCCUUGUCUUCUUCGAAACUAUUUCCAUAUCCUGGUUUUACGGAGCUGAAAGGUUUUAUAAGAACAUUGAAGACAUGAUCGGUUAUCGGCCGUGUGGCUUUUGGAGGCUCUGUUGGUUGUUCUUCACUCCACUCAUCUGCCUGGGGGUGUUUACAUUCAGUGCCAUUGAGAUGACUCCUCUGACCUUGGGGAAGUAUAUAUACCCACUAUGGGGCCAAGUGAUCGGCUGGUUCAUGGCUUUGUCAUCCAUGGUGCUGAUCCCUGGCUAUGUCAUCUACAUGUUCUACACCACUAAGGGCAGCAUCAAACAGCGCUGGUGGAACAUGACAACUGCCCAGGAGGAUCAAAAGCCAUCAGGUCAUGAAGAAUUUACACACACAGGGAGCAUGGCUGAUGCAUGUAACUAGCCAGGGUUGCUCAGAUUGAAAUAAUCUGACUGCCAAAACACUGUCUACCCUGAAUUUACAAUGAAAUCUGACAACUGGGCAGAUGGAGUCUUGUCCAGUAUUUUACUAUGAUGCUUUCUUCCAUAUUGAAUUGUGCAGAAAAAAGUCAGUUGAAUAAAAGAAGAACACGAGGAGGCACUUCAGAGAAUUUAGGGCAUAGAAUAUAGCAUUUUGCAACAAAAGGUCUGACCACAAACACAAUGUGUUAGAUCAUCA
Molecule: messenger RNA, 2099 nt
Organism: Monopterus albus (swamp eel)
Lineage: Eukaryota; Metazoa; Chordata; Actinopteri; Synbranchiformes; Synbranchidae
Gene: slc6a1l
Product: solute carrier family 6 member 1, like
Exons: 14
Coding region: 57-1844 (595 amino acids)
Biological process (GO): nitrogen compound transport; sodium ion transmembrane transport; amino acid transport
Cellular component (GO): plasma membrane
Molecular function (GO): gamma-aminobutyric acid:sodium:chloride symporter activity
Source: RefSeq, a predicted model, not a curated record